ACGUCACGACGCUGCGGUCGAGGCGUAAAUUUCCUGUUGCCACUGUUUUGUGAAGGAGCAGAAGAGGAGGUCUGGAUGGCUGGCUGUGGUGAAAUCAACCAUACAGUAAACAUGCUUCCCACUAAUCUGAAGGUAAAUGAGGCAUGUUCAAGCACAACGCCUGCUCUGACUGUGCCAGAAUGUGCCAUAUGCUUACAAACAUGUGUUCACCCGGUCAGACUGCCUUGUAGACACAUCUUUUGCUAUCUUUGCGUGAAAGGAGCUUCGUGGCAAAGCAAACGGUGUGCCCUGUGUCGGCAAGAAAUCCCAGAAGACUUUCUUGACAAGCCCACGCUGCUGUCCCCAGAGGACCUGAAAGCCGCGGGCAGAGGCAAUGGAGAGAACGCGUGGUACUAUGAAGGCAGGAAUGGCUGGUGGCAGUAUGACGAGCGCACUAGUAGAGAGCUGGAAGACGCUUUUUCAAAGGGUAAAAAGACUACAGAGAUGCUCAUUGCAGGAUUUCUGUAUGUGGCAGACCUGGAGAACAUGGUUCAGUACAGAAGGAACGAACACGGUCGGCGAAGGAAAAUCAAACGAGACAUUGUAGAUAUUCCCAAGAAAGGUGUAGCCGGACUUCGGUUGGACACAGACUCCAACUCUGUAACGGUGGCUCGUGAAAAUUCAGCAGAUGGGGCUGAUACCACAGCAGUACGGGGGGCUGCAGCUACGUCGACUCGAGUUGCCACUUCCGCAAGACCACCAACGUCUUUAGGGGGCCAGCUGACAAGUCCUUCAACCCCUUCCCCCGAUGCCAGUAGCAGCUUGGAAAACUCCUUAGCCCAAUUACAGAUCGGUAAUCAAAGUGCGACUGACAGAGGGCGCAAUGGGGAGGGAGAGGAGGUAGAAGAUGAAGGAGCUCGGUCUCGUGGCUCUUCUGCUCCAAACACAUCGGUUGAUGAGUCAUGGUCAGAAAUCAGCAGUGAGGUAGAGGAGGAAGAGGGGGAAGUUGAGCAGGAGCAGGAGCAGGAGCAGGAGGAGGAGGAGGAGGUAGAGGUAGGUGUAGAUGUAGAUGAAGGUGAAGUGACUAGUGAUCAGGCUCAAUAUGUUUUGCAUACUAGACAAAGACUGCUUCAUCAUGAUAGGCCUAGGGAGAGCCAUGCUGAUAGACCAUAUCUGGGGGGUGAGCCUGGCAGCAGCAGUGUGAGAUCUAGGAGGCCUGAUGGACAGUGCACUGUAACUGACGUUUAAACUAUUGUCAAUUGCUUUAAAAAAAAAAACAACGUACUGGAACAGUUGCUGUGAUUCUCGGCCAAUAUUGCACUCCUACUAGAAUGUUUCUAAUAACAUUUUUAGGGAAAUCUGAAGGGCACUCCCUUAAUUUAAAUAAAUAAAUAAAUAAA
Polyodon spathula (Mississippi paddlefish) is the source of this 1379-nucleotide messenger RNA. RefSeq names its product E3 ubiquitin-protein ligase RNF146-B-like. NCBI's taxonomy places the organism in Eukaryota, Metazoa, Chordata, Actinopteri, Acipenseriformes, Polyodontidae. The transcript is spliced from 2 exons. Gene Ontology annotation, cellular component: nucleus; cytoplasm. The record is from RefSeq and is a predicted model, not a curated record. Gene Ontology annotation, molecular function: ubiquitin protein ligase activity; poly-ADP-D-ribose binding; zinc ion binding. The coding region runs from base 76 to 1227 and encodes 383 amino acids. Gene Ontology annotation, biological process: Wnt signaling pathway; ubiquitin-dependent protein catabolic process.